This is a messenger RNA of Nelumbo nucifera (sacred lotus), 1266 nucleotides long. RefSeq names its product transcription factor MYB62-like. NCBI's taxonomy places the organism in Eukaryota, Viridiplantae, Streptophyta, Magnoliopsida, Proteales, Nelumbonaceae. Gene Ontology annotation, molecular function: sequence-specific DNA binding; DNA-binding transcription factor activity. Gene Ontology annotation, cellular component: nucleus. The record is from RefSeq and is a predicted model, not a curated record. Gene Ontology annotation, biological process: regulation of DNA-templated transcription.
GUUUUCUAAGUCUGAACCUCAUUGGACUCUAUAAAAAGCUCGGCUGGGCCUGAAGUUUCUCUGCUUUGGUUUCAACACUUCAACCCCUUUGUUCCUGUCAACUUGUUCUAGUUUUGUGGGUUUCUCCACGAGAGUAACCAUGUCUACUCCAAAGAAUGCAGCAUACGGUUAUGGUGAAGAAGAUGCUGAGCUAAGAAGAGGGCCAUGGACUGUUGAAGAAGAUACUCUUCUGAUUCACUACAUUGCUUGUCAUGGUGAAGGCCGCUGGAAUCUGUUAGCUAAAUCUUCAGGGUUGAAAAGAACUGGCAAGAGUUGCAGAUUGAGAUGGUUGAAUUAUUUGAAACCAGACGUCAAACGUGGAAACCUCACUCCUGAAGAACAGCUCUUGAUUCUUGAACUCCAUUCAAAAUGGGGCAACAGGUGGUCUAAGAUUGCACAACAUCUACCAGGAAGAACAGAUAAUGAGAUCAAGAAUUACUGGAGAACAAGGGUGCAGAAACAAGCAAGGCAUCUCAAGAUUGAUGCUAACAGCAUGAUGUUUCGGGAUGCUAUCAGAUGUUUUUGGAUGCCCAGAUUGCUUCAGAAGAUGGAAGAAUCUUCUUCAGCCAUGAAGACUCAAAAUUCGUCAACUCCUCCUUCUACACCACUCAAUCAGACCUCUCAGGCAUCAGCUCUCCCACCACCGCCACCACCACCACCACCUCUAGAGGGGUCUCUCAGAAUCAGCAAAGCAAUUAACAGUUUCGAUCAUGAGAAGAAUUCAAACCCAGGGAAUUAUUGUACCAGCCCAAGCAUAUUUUCUUCGGAUUCCAUGAUGAGCAUCUCCAAAUUCCCUGAAAUUUCAGAUUACCCAGCAACAAGCCUUCAUAAUUUUGAUAACAGCGACUAUAAUCCAUUUCUAAGGAGCUCUUUCUAUGUUGACAACUGUGGUAGUUAUGACAUGGAUGACUUCAACAUGUCUGCUAUGUCAGUAAUGGGAGGAUACGAGACUUCUGAUUGCCACAUGGCAGAAAGUAAUUGGGCCUAUGAUGACAUGGCAGAAAGCAUAUGGAACAUCGACGAGUUGUGGCAGUUCAGAAAGUUACAAGAUAGGAACAUCUAGUGUUUGUCAUUAUCUGAUAAUCCAUUGUUGAUUAAGUUUGUAGCAUGUAUAUCCUUGUGUAGUGAGAUCAAGUCUUGUGGUGGGAAAGGAAUUUUUCUAGUUCUGCACCAAAGCUGAUUAAAGUUGCGAAAUUUUCAAUAUAUGGAUAUUUUUAUGUUGGUUUA